Messenger RNA from Musca domestica (house fly), 1514 nucleotides. Its product is annotated as hydroxysteroid dehydrogenase-like protein 1. The record is from RefSeq and is a predicted model, not a curated record. Gene Ontology annotation, cellular component: endoplasmic reticulum. The transcript is spliced from 5 exons. Gene Ontology annotation, molecular function: oxidoreductase activity. The coding region runs from base 431 to 1414 and encodes 327 amino acids. NCBI's taxonomy places the organism in Eukaryota, Metazoa, Arthropoda, Insecta, Diptera, Muscidae.
AUUCAGUGCGAAAUUCAAGAGGCUCGUGAACGGUUGAUACAAGAGACAAGUGUUGGAAUUGUGUGUGUUCAAAUGUGUAAAUUGAAUUGAAAAUAAACAAAAAAUUGCAUUCUUGUAUCAAAAAAAAAAAAAAAAAAACCAAUGUAAAUUUUUGGAAAGAGUUGUUGUUGUUUGUUGGAAUUUGAUCAAACUAAAAAAAUACUACCGAUCAUUGUGAUUGUACAAAAAAUUGAAAAAAACAUAAUCAUCAAUUGAUAAGAAACGGCGUUAAUCGAGUGACCGACCUCUGUGUUUUUAUUUUUGUAAUUUUCGCUAUCAGUUGCAUGAAGAUAACCCACAGCAGAGUGUUUUUGUUGCUAUAAAACUAAACAAAAUUGUGCUCCCCUUAACGCUAAAAAAUACAUUUCAAAUCAACACCCCGUAGUUUGCAAUGUUAUUCGUGUUCGACAUGUUGCCUUUGCUUUCCGGUUUCAUUUAUUUUGUCGGAAUAUGGGCUCUGGCCGUAUUUAUUUACGAUAAUUUUAUAUCUGUGAUUUCCAUUAUCAAAUCUUUGCUCCAGCCAUACUUCCAACCUCAGCUACCAACAACAUUGGUCGACAAAUACGGAAAAUGGGCAGUUAUUACGGGAGCCACCGACGGCAUUGGCAAGGAAUACGCUAAAGAGUUGGCCAAACAAGGCCUAAAUGUGGUGCUCAUUUCACGUACCAAAGCCAAGUUAGUGGAAGUUUGUAAUCAAAUUGAAUCUGAAUACAAAGUUAAAACGAAAUGGAUUGCCGCCGACUUUUCCAAGGGCAAAGAGGUUUAUGGCCACAUUGAAAAUGAAUUGGCGGGCAUACCAGUGGGUAUUUUAGUCAAUAAUGUUGGUAAAAUGUACGAUUUUCCCGAUGCCUUGGAAAAUGUCCCGGAAGAUGUGUUAUGGGAUAUUAUCAAUAUCAACAUUGGUUCGGUUACCAUGAUGACCCACAUGAUCAUACCCAAUAUGAAGAAACAAGGUAAAGGUAUUAUUGUAAAUAUCUCCUCGGGCAGUGAAUUGCAACCUUUACCCUACAUGGCUGUAUAUGGCGCAACAAAACGUUUUGUUCGAACCUUUAGCUUGGCCAUUGAACAGGAAUUGGCCGAACAUAAUAUCGAAGUGCAAUGUGUCACCCCCUUGUUUGUGGUGACGAAAAUGAAUCAAUACUCGGAGACGGUAAUGCAGGGCAGUUUAAUGGUGCCCAGUGCGGCGGCAUAUGCAAGAUCUACAGUUUUUACAUUGGGUAAAAGUAAGGAGACAACGGGUUAUUGGUCACAUGGUUUGCAGUAUUUCAUUAUGAAAUUAUCUCCCGAACGUGUGAGGACGCGCAUUGGCGGCCAAAUGUGCAAAAAGCUGCGCCAGGAAUAUUUGGAUACACAACUCAAAGAGAAGGCCAUGUAAUUUGAAAAGACUUCAAGUACCUUAGCUAUGUAUAAGUAUUUUCUGUUAAAUUAAUAUUAUAAAAUUUUAAUGUAUAUACAUAAUGUUUGUAAGAAAUAAA